AUGGUGGUGAAACACAUACUGGAGGAGAGGAGAAGGGUGGUGGAGGUGGUGUUCACUGUGUUCGUCGAGAUGUUGCGUGAAGGAGGUUGUGCUGUUGAUUUGACUCCUGAAGGAGGAGCUUGGGAACUUAAAUUAGGGCUCAGACAGAAUGGGGGGAUGUUG
Ilex paraguariensis (yerba mate) is the source of this 162-nucleotide messenger RNA. Lineage: Eukaryota; Viridiplantae; Streptophyta; Magnoliopsida; Aquifoliales; Aquifoliaceae. The record is from the annotation of a GenBank genome assembly.